AUGGUGCUAGCUUUGUUAAAUCUCUGCCACCCUGAAGAUGAGGAAGGCGAGUUUUCCCACGCCGCAGAGGUGUGCACGGCUCGGAUCUCGGGAAGGGGUUUAUCCCACCUCUCGCUGGUUCCACAAGCCACAGAUGCGACUGCAGUGGUCUUGUCUGCGGGGGAGAGCGCUGAAGUCUUGACGGAUGAGGAGAAGUGCCAGUUCGACGUGUAUGCGGAUCUUGACAUGAGCCUCCCACAGCAGGCUUUGCUUCAGAGUGCUUUGAGCAAGCUCUACGACGCAGGGCUCCUGUCGGAAGAGUCUUUCACUGAAGACCUUUACCAGCACGCGGUGGAGGCAGCAAAGGCACACGAGGUGGAUCUCUCAAAGAGAUGGAAGACUCUUUACUGGAUGGUCGCAUUAGACUGGCAAAGCAUCUUGUGGGAGAAGGAGGAGGGACGUUUCCUGGAGGCGCUAGCAAAAGCAAUGCAGUCGAUCCAAACAGCGCAUGCACCCAGCUUACAGCCAAUCGCUGAUCCUCACGUCACCUUGCUCUGGGUACCCGAACUUGGGCGGGAAACUUCACAAGCUCAGGAAGAGCUCGAGAGGACGGAAGGCCAUGAGGUGCAGGUCACCGUGCACGCAUUGUGUUGGGAUGAGGGUCUUGGGCUCAUUGCGCUCAGGGCGUCUUUAGACUCGACUUGCGCUCACCUCUGCCAAAAUCUUCAUCCGCACAUCACUGUAGCAAGACUCCCUGGGGUGGCAGCGAAGCUUUCCAACGACAUGCUCAAGCGGCAAGAAGAAGGAGACGCUUCAGUAAAGCAAGUCUCGCUGCAGCCCUUCACAGUGACAGGGCUUGUGCAACGUCAGCUUUCAGCUGAGUCCCUUGCUUCUGCGGCGGCUUCAGCAGCCGCCCUGCCGGAGGGCAAUCCCGUUUGCGACUUCGGUCUGGCUGCGACCGGGGAGUCUGUCGACGUCUGGGCGACCUACGAUGCGUCAGUGCGCUUCCGGAAGAUUUCCCGGGCUCUAAGCACCUUGAUCUGUCCGGUCUCCGAGCCCUUGGUACACUGUAAGGGCUGGCCGCCCAAGCUUCGUGGAAAGAUGUGGCUCACAUUCCACGAGAGGCCCCUAAGCAGCCAGAGCAUGCGAGCCUUGGAGCAGCUGCAAAAGCAGAACUCGUUUCAAACUCUGCACGCCGCGGUGGCAUACUUCCAAAUCUCUGAAGACUUCUUGCGGAAGCCUCUGGCAGAGAUGCAGCAGGAACUUGCCCAGCGGCUCUCCGGGCGCGGAGCAGAGGCCCUGGAGCAGAGCCUGCAGGCUCUGGCCACCUGGCAGGGCCUCUCCUUGGAGAAGCCCAGUUUCUACGUCCAGUGCAAAGCGGCUGGGUCCCAGGAGCAGACCGUGAGGCUCCGGCAGGCCAUGGCUGGUGCCGUUGCAGGCCUCGUGCAGUGGUCUCCGGAUUUGAAAGCCGCCGUGACUCUGUCCGUCCAGACCCGAGACGACUGGAUCUUGCUGGGCUUGGUUUUGUCCGGAUCCGGUGCCCGAGGAAGCGCCAAAGCCCCGAAAGAGGCGGAGGCCACGGCCAGCAAGGACGCAAAGGUCUCCGGACCCAAUCUAUACCUGACCUCAGAGAUCAAGCCCAUCGAGCCUCCUUCCACGAGCGGCGGCUUGGACUUGGACGGUUCCCACCUGGAAGGGGGCGGACAGCUGCUGCGCAACGCCGUGGCGUACGCUGCCGUGCUGAAGAGAGAAGUGCGAGUUCGUAACGUGAGGUCGGGCAGGUCGGCCCCGGGCCUGAGACCUUCACAUCUGGCUGCGGUAGAGGGUGUCAGCCGACUGGCAGGGGGCUUCUGUGAGGGACUGGCAGCAGGCAGCACGGCUUUCCGUUAUGUCACGGAGCAGGACAACGACCUCACCGAGCUUGUGGUGGAUGCGGGCACUGGGGGCUCCACAAUGCUGAUGCUACAGGCUCUCCUGCCGGUGAUGCUGGCUAGAUCUGGCAUGCUCAAGUCCACAGUGCAGGUUACCCUGCAAGGGGGUACCAAUGUAUGCUCACCCAAGGAUGGGAAAGUGACUGCUCCCCAAGUUGAGUACAUGCAACUCGUGUUGUUUCCCAUGCUGCGACUCCUCUUGGGCGUGAAUCUGGAAAUGGAUGUCCACAAGAAGGGCUUCCUUGGUGGAGGCGGCGAAGUCGUUGUCCGCGCUUCCGCCCCUUGCUGGCCGCUUCCGUGCUUCGAGCUUCUGAACUGCGGCGCCGUCCGAAGUGUUUCUGCAGCAGUGUACAGCUCUGCGGGGGUUCCUCGCCAUGUACUGGGCCGCAUGGUCGAGGGGGACUUGAAAAAGCGCCCAGCUGGCGCUAGCAUCCUGCUCAAGGAGCGUCUCCCUGACGCACAGGUGCACUUGAAUUCGCAGGAAUGCCCCUCCAAUGGUGGUGAUGCCUGUGGCCUCGUGGUGGCUGUGGAGACAGAGCACAGCAUUUUCGGAGGUGACUCGAUGGGAAGGAGGGGAGCCUCCGCAGAGAGCGUGGGCGAGGAAGCCGUUCGGAAGGCCUUGGACGCCCUGGGCGGCGGAGGCUGCACCGACGAGCAUCUCGAGGACCAACUGGUGAUUUUCAUGGCAUUGGCAAAGGGCCGCUCACGGCUCCGGCUGGGGAGAGCGACCCGAUGCUUGCACCUUCAGACUGCAAUCUGGUUGGCUCAGCAGUUUGGGGCGUCAGUGCAACUUGUACAGGACGAAGCCAACCCCAUCUUGGAGAUUUGCGGCGUGGGAGGGGCGUUGGAGGCUGGCGUGUGA
Messenger RNA from Symbiodinium necroappetens, 2772 nucleotides. NCBI's taxonomy places the organism in Eukaryota, Dinophyceae, Suessiales, Symbiodiniaceae. The record is from the annotation of a GenBank genome assembly.